AUCGCUGCGCCUCUCGUCCGUGCCGAUCUGCUGGUUGUUCACGACUGCACAUACGCACCAUCCACCAACACCUACCCACUACAGACGUUUCCGCCUCUGUGUGUGCGGUCUGUACCGGGCAGAUGAAGGUGAGAAACUGACCGUAGUAUCGUCCUCAAGUGUUUGUUCUACGCAUGCAGGCCGCAGUCAGACAAAAACAGCACCCGCACUCCACGGAUGUAUCCAACACACUCAUUUCAUGCCUCGGCUACAAGUCCCUCCCUCCUUGCCUUCCCUGUAGUCUACACGUUCACACCAGUGAGCUCUGCUCUGCUCGUCUCUGCUCUGUACCACCAUCGUCGGCACCGCAUCAUUUCAACGCACUCGCGCAUUUAGGCAGACAGGCAGCCACCAGGUGGUGACUCACUCACUUGCACACCAAAAAUGCACGCACACGCCUGGCUGCGCUGGCUGGGUGGGUGGAUCGAUGGGCGAUGGGGUGGGGGUUUGUAGACGCACACACAUACACCGUAUACAAAUACAUACACACACCAUCUCACAGCAGGUACGACAGACAGCGGGAUAGACACGUGAAGCAGAUCCGUUUCAGUGUUGGUGGUGUAUACUCUUCAAGGAAGAUACAUACGUGUGGGUAGACCGAUCCUGUUCUGUGUCUCUUCCGUCCGUCCGUCCGUCCGUCGGUCAAUCAGGCAGGCAGGCGAAACCUUAAAACGCGGGCGGACACCACACGCGCAUCCACGGCAAACAAAAGGAAAGGGGGCCGGCCACACAAUCAACCAUCGUGAUGCGGAAAAAUGUCCAUUACAACUCUGCCUGUGCUGCUGCUCUCGCCUCCUGGCUGACCUUGGUUACGACCCGCACGUUGUCGGAAAGCGCCACGUGGCUGCUGAGCCAUCUGACGCAGUCCAACAGACCAGCGGACGUACCAAGAUGGACCCAGGCAGGCAGGCGUGGGCAGAUUCUCUCUCUGUCUGAUUGUACAAUUGCAUCCGUGUACAUCAAUCCAUCCAGCCAGCCAGCCAGCCAUCCUGCCCUUUAAGAAACGCUAUCAAAACGGAACACAGCGCACAGACGUAUGCAUACGUACGCACACAGUCUUCGAUCGGGGCCCCCUGCUCACUCAUUCGCGCACACGUCGUGGAUAUGGAUGCUUAGCUGGCUAGCUGCCCCCCGCAGCGGCAGCAGCAGCAGCUGAUGCGGCCGCCGGCUGUCGCCCGCCAUUAUCGUCCUGCUGUGCCGCCUGUGCCGCCUCUGCGUUGGGGUCUGGGUUGACCAGCGUCAACAGCACCUCAAAUGUGUCCCUGACACACACACACACGUGGAUAUCAAUGGAGGAGCAUUCGUGUGUGUGGGGGGCUGUGGAUGGGUCAGUAUACCUGGCGCUGAUGUUCUUGAUGGAGUAUGUGGUGCCGGGGGGGACGCGGAUCCAGUCGUCUGAUGGAUGGAUGGAUGAGACGAGACGAGACGCCGAGAGGUGGAUGGACACACUGUGUGGGGCCAUGUGUGUGAGAAGGUGGACUUACCGAGUCCGGCGUAUUCCUCUCGGUUGCCCAUGGUGACGAGCAGCGUCUUGUCGUCGUCGGGACCGUCAACGACCUGCAUCAACUGCACAACACAACACCAUACAGCACAGGAAGGAAUGGCCGACAAACCGAUGGAUGGAUGGACAGUUCGGUGGUUGGUUUGUGCCGGCUGACUGACCAGCCAUUUGUCUUCGGACGAUUCGAAUCCCUUUUGGUCUCCAGGGCUGAAGGUCAUGUAGCACAUGAACACCUCAGGACGCUCAAACGACACUGCCAACUGCGUCAUGGAUGCACACAACACAGGCAGAUACACACGCCAGUACACGUGUCUCAUGUGCACUCUGGCCUCUCUCUCUCUGUGUGUGUGUACCUGGAACCGGUCUCCCGCCUCAUCGUCAUCCUGCUCGUUGAGCGCAUCCGGCAGCCGCACGAAAUGCACAUCGUCGCGGUGCACAACAGUCCCUGCACACAACCACAUCCACAACCACAACCACACAGACACAAAGGGCAUGACACCUGCUGUCUCUCUCUCUCUCUCUCUCUCUGUGGGUGUUUCCCCGCCUCACUGAGUUCGGGUGGUUGUCCCUCGAGGUCCCGCAUGAUGCCCCGCUCGGGCGGCGCGUCCUCGUCGUCCUCGUCCUCAUCCCUAUCUCUGUCCCUCUCACGCUCACGCUUUCGCUUCUUGCGACGCUUCUUCUCACCACCACCACCACCGGCCGCUGCAGCGGCGGCUGCUGCUGCUGCUGGGGCCGGCUGGUCCUCGUCAGACUCCUCACGCUUGAUGGGACGAUCCUGAUGUGGCGACAGAGACAUGUAUGUCGAGAUGGUGUGGGUUGUGAGUGGGUCUCGUACGCCUGCAUACCGCUUUCUGGAGGCGUCCUUUCUUGGCUUUGCCCCCGUGUAUCUCGGGGGUCUCGUCCGGACAGAUGUACGCAGCCUCGAAACCCAUCGCAUCUGAACGACACACACACACGCAGGCACGCACAGGAAGAGAGACACAGACGUCAGGUAGGUCCGUGUAUUCCUCCCUGUUUGCCUGUCUGUUUGUCCUCUCUGCUGACCUUCUCCGGGCCUUUUGCGGUAUUCGAUGUGUUCGUUCAUCCAGCCCUUGAGUGGGCGGAAGCGCACUCGCUUGGGAUACCGCCGCUCGUGCACCUCAUCGUCCCUGUCGCCGCUGUCACCAAUCGCAGCAGCAGCAGCUGCAGCUGCCGCGGCAGCUGGUGGUGGGGGUGGGGGUGAGGGCACCGCGGCGAUGGCGAGCAUGGCCUUCUUCUUGCUGUUGCUCUCACCGUCCCUAUCAGGAAUCGACUUGCGGGCGCCACGCGAAUCGAAAUGGUUGCCGAUGAUCUCGGCCAGCUGAUGGAGGAAGGACACACAGGCGCGUUGAAGGGCAUAUGUGUGUGGAUGUCCGUGAGUCGGCUUACGGUGAGCUUUUUGUAGUCUGGGAACUGUCUGCCAGCGUUGCCCCCCAUGUGUGGGUGCUUGUACACACGGCCGCGGGGCUUCUUGGGAGCGGGGGGCUGCUCGGGAGCUGCAAACCACACACAGACCACACCAACAACCACAUAGGACAAUUGCGUGUGUGUGGUUGGCUGGUUGGUUGGUGAUGUACGUGUGAGUGGGCUGACGCCUCUGUCCUGAGUCAUCAUGAGAGGGAAGGGGUUGUCGGUCGGCCGCCGCUCGCGCAUGUCCUCAUCGCCAUCGCCGUCACCGUCACCGUCAUCCUCACGGCGACGAGACGCUACAACGUUGUUCGAUCCAACACCUUUAUUGACGCAGCAGACAGAGAAAGCAUAAUAUGUGUGUGUGUCUUGUGGGGCAGGUAUGGUAUGUGCUGUCUGCUCUGGGUAGUGUACUGCCUUACCUUGUGAGACGAGCUGUGCCCCGGCCUGCACCUCAGCAGCCUUGGGCUCCUCGUCUCCAUCUCCAUCUCCGUCUCCGUCUCCUGUGCCGCCCAUGCCACCAGCAGCGGCCGCUGCUGCUGCGGCUGGUGGGCCGCCCAGAUCUACACAUACAGACAGACAGGGAGAGAAAGGAUUGUAAAUGCCUGUCUGUCUGUCAGCGUGUGUGCUCACCUAUGUCCAUAGCGUCGCCAGGAUCGUAGUCGUCAUCAUCCUGCUCCUGAGCCCCAGCGCCGUCCCCAUCCCCUUGGCCGUCACCCUCACCCCCAUCGCCGCCUCCACUGCCCCUACGACGACCACCACCGCUAGUACCAGCACCCCGAGACCCCUCACGGCCACCACGCGAGGAUGGACCACCAGCAGGCGCCUCCCCGCCCUCGCCACCAGCACCACCAACAGCCAUAUGCUCAUCUUCGUCAUAGUCGUCCUCAGCCGUGGCGUCGUGUACCGCCGCAUCGUGAUCGAUCUCGUCAAGACGGUCAGCCGCUGGGGGCAGGUGCCGGGGGGCGGGGGGAGGGGGUGACACGGACGGCACGAUGGCGGCAGCCGCAGCAGCUGCUGCUGCCGGCGGUGGUGAUGCCUCGGGAGAGCGCUUCUUCUGCCUCUGGUCGGUCUGCUCCUGGUCUGCGUCUGCAGGCGGCUUGCGUGACGACUGGCGGCUAAUGCGGCUGGACUGGCCUGAUGGCGGGGGCCGCAUGGCAUCGCGGUCGCGAUCGUCCCGCAGCAUCCUCUCGCGAUGCCUCUGCCCACCACCACCGCCAGCCGCUGCGGCCGCUGCUGCUGCUGGUGCAGAUGAAGCCGCCUGCUCCCGGAGUCGUCUCGCGAGUUGCCGGUCGAUGUGCUGGCUGAGCUCCCGUUGCCGUGCCUCCUCGUCUGCCUCCCUGUUGGCCUGUCUGACCUCCUCCUCGGUGACGUCCUCGCCGCCCAUGAAUUUGAGUUCGGGGUCGACCUUCAUCUCGGGGCGGCGCCGCUCGAUCGGCGGGCCGAGGUCCUCGUCGUCAUACAUGCCAGCACGCUUAGACAGCAACUUGAUGCGCUCCAUACGAGCCAACUGAGAGACCACGCAGCCAUCCGACACGAUGGAUCGGUCGCCGGUCCUUGGUGCUUUCAGUUUGCCAGCGUUGUCACGUACCGUGUCUUGUGAGCAGGGGCGUGAUUUGGGUCGGUCGUCGUCCUCUUCCUCCUGCUCACCGUCUCGGUCUCGGUGGCGAUCGCGGCUGGUGUGGCGAUCCCGCUGCUGGUCGCGGUCGCGGUCCUUCAGGCUCUGCACAAAGGUGGGGGCGAUACGACCUGCACACAGACACAGACAUUGACCAACACACAGACAGGGAGGAACAUUGCAACCACGUCGUCUGCCUGAUCUGUCGCCAUUGGCUUACGUGGAGCAGCGCCCCUUUGCGUCUCUUCAUGCUCGUCUCCCUGGUCCUCCUGGCUGGGCGGCCGGUGACCGCGGUCCCCGCCAGUGGGCCGCCGCUUGAGUUUGCCCCCGUCCAGACGACCGAUGCCCAGGUCACUCGAGUCACGCGAUUUGCCCCCAGGUGAGCUGGUGCGGUCAGCAGGGUGGGUAGUGGGGGGGCGGGGAGGGCUGUGGUCGUCCCUCGGCGCCUCACUGGGCGCAGCUGCAGCAGGGUGUGGCUGAGGGUCGCCACGGCGAAAUAGCUGACGACACAAAUAAAUAAAUGGGAGCGUGAAGAGAGUGAGUGAAGGUGUGUGGCGGUUGGUGUGCCUAGUGUGCUCUCGGUCUGUUGCGUACUGGUGAUGGUUUGUGCAUGGGCUCCCUCAUGGAGGCGUUGUUCCGGGGCCGCAUGUCGACGUCCCUCCCAGCACCCUCACCCCCACGGCCCUGCUGUCGCUCCUCCUGGAUGUCCAUCUGCUGCUGCACACCAUCACUGUCACCCUCCCCACCCCGUUGCCGCAUUCUGUCCCUGGCGCGCUGGUCCUGGGAGUCGCGCGUCAAGGGGUGCCGCAUGCCGGCUCCCAUAUCAAGCCCGGUGGCGUGGCCCUCGCCGUUGACACGGAUACCACGGCCACGGCCGUGCUCACGCUCACAGACAUGCUCAUCUAGCUGCGGGGGCUGCAACUGUGGCUGUCCGGAUGGUGUUGGUCUCGGCGGAAUGGCGGCAGCAGCAGCGGGGGCGGGUGGUUGUGGGUGUGGUGUGUCGGUGCCGAUGCCCCUGUUGAUGGGCGUCUGGUUGGCGCCCCGUCUGCUGGCCAUGCCGGGUGUGUAUGGGGGUGGGGGCGAGGUGGGCAGCGGGGAGGGGGCGAGGGACGACGACACACGAGAGGCUUCUGCCGCCUCGGGGGACUGAACGCCACCAAGACUGCAUCAUGGCAUCCAGCACAUGACAGACAAGGACAUGAGUGACAGGCCUAUCUUCUGCCGCAUCUUGCUUGUCUCCCUUACCCAGCAUGAUUCAGCAUCCCUCCUCGUCCGGAGUAUCCCUCUCUUCCCGCCCCUCCAUGGCCACGCUCGUGUGGCUGCGGACUCCCGACCACAGACAGACCGCCAGGCGAGUACUCGGGCGGUGGGCGAGACGGCCGCCGUGACGGUGUGUCACCACCCUCCUCCCCCUCCCCAUCCCGAUUCCCAUUGCCGUCAUUGUCAUCAUCACCAUUGCUCGAGUCCUGCUGCGCCCGAACCCCCCGCGGAUUUAGGAACGACUCCCACUCCUCCUGACCCUCUGCGCGACCUCGUGCUGAUGCCGGGUCAUGUGACUGGGGCGCCGAGGGGUCUUCAGCAACACCAGGGGGCUGCCUGGACGAGGAGGGCAGCCCCUGCCCCCCCGCUGCCGACAUGGCGUCCGCCUCGCCUGGAGUGAGGUCAACGCCCCGCCCGACGCUCCUCUCCAUUGCUGCGGCCGCCUCUGGGGAUGAGAAGAGGGUGCCUCCGUCCUUGACUGAGCCUGACUGCUCUGGGGGCCCUCUGGCUGGUGUGCGAUAGUGGGAGGGGGCUUCAGACCGUGGCGGAGGGGAGAAGGGCUGGCCGUACUCGUCCGCCAGGUGCGGCUCGUCACCCAUGCCGUUGAGCUGCGGAUACGCAAACGCCGCCGGCGCUGUGCCGGCACGACGGUCGCGAGCUGACAAACAGGAAACGACAAACCGAUGAUAUCAAAUUGGUACAGUGUCUGUGUCCUCUGAGUGAGUGGUGCUGUGUCCGUUCUCACCUCCUGGAUCGGGUGACUGGUUGCUGGCACUCGAUUGGUCGAUGUCGUGCCGCAUCUGGUCCUCCCCCGGAGCUCUGCCGACACUGAUGCGGCCACCGGGCAUCUCACCGCCAGCCGCAUGGGGACCAGGGAGGCCCAGCGAGUCGUCCAGGAACGCGCCGGCGGGGUGGGGGAUGGCGGGGUCCUGAGGAAAGAUGGCCACGACACACGGACACCAUCAACAAGGGGAAUGCCUGCUGCAUACGUGACGGAUGUGCAUCUGUGUGUGGGUACACACCUGGUCCUCAGUGUCGAGAGGUGCUGGUGGUUCCUCGUGAGGUCUGGGUGGGCUGUGGCCCUGCAGCAUCUGCUCAAAAUCACCGGGGGAAGGAGGCGCAGCCGCAUGGUAUGGAGGACGCCUGACAAAACAAGACCAGACAACAUGCACACGGCAUAUGAUACACAUGGUGAGAUGACACAUUCAUGUCGUCAGCACAGCUGUCUGUCAGCCAUUGAUCGCUGUUCAGGGUACGCACCUGUUGAGUGGGUCUAGGUUGGGUGGCGGGGUGAACGUCACAGGCGAAGGAGCAUACGCCAUACGAGCCUGCGUCAUUCACACACAUCACAUCCCUAUACGCCCUCAGUCAAUCGUAUGAGACCCUCCCGCCCUUCUCGCCCAAUGCUUACAUCCGGGAUGCCUUCACGACGACCAGACGAACGCUGCAGCAGCCACGCAAACACGGAUUUGCAUCCACGGCCAUGAAUCGCUGCCGCCUUGCGUCGCGCAUCAUUUGGGAGUAUGUUCGCUCACCAUGUUGGAUCUAGCAGCGUCUUGCAGGCGGCUGGAAGCAGCCGCGCACCAUCGUAGGAUCAAACUGGCCUCGCGACGGUCUGCUGGUCCGGCGGAACGAUGCUGAACUUCCAAUUCUUACCCAAUCGUGCGAUACAGCGCGACGGCUAAGGCUACGCUACACUCGUUGAG
Vitrella brassicaformis is the source of this 7549-nucleotide messenger RNA. The record is from the annotation of a GenBank genome assembly. Lineage: Eukaryota; Vitrellaceae.